Odocoileus virginianus texanus is the source of this 1935-nucleotide messenger RNA. Lineage: Eukaryota; Metazoa; Chordata; Mammalia; Artiodactyla; Cervidae. The record is from RefSeq and is a predicted model, not a curated record.
GCGUGCUAGCAAGGUAAUGCUCAAAAUCCUUCAAGCUACACUUCAAAAGUAUGUGAAAUUGGUACAUGGAUAUUGGCAAAUCUCAUUCUGUCUUUGACUUUCACAGCCAAAUUGAAUAUAAUCCUACUUUCCCUACUUUUUGGGCAUUCCACAACAAGCAAAUGGAAUCAAAACCAAAUCACAAAUAAAGGAGCAUGGGAUGAGUGUAAGUGUAGUGAGAUUUGUGCUGCUUCAUUGCUCCUCUUACUAACAGCCAACUAUUAUUAAAUGUUGUCUAUGUAUGAGAAUUGUGUAAACCUUUUAUGUGAAUUAACUCACCAAAUCCUCAUAACCACCCUGUGGGCUUGGUACUGUUAUUGUCUCCAUUUCACAGAUGAGAAUGAUACAGAGAUCAAACAACUUCUAGAGGGUCAUGCAGCUAAUGGGCUGUGGCAAAACUGGUGCUGAUUUGAGCAGAAGUUCUGUGACUCGGGAGCCAUGCUAUUAAACCACUAUGUGACUAUUUGAAAACUACUGAAAAUGAACUAACUGCUGCUGAUGCAGAAUCACAAAUUAUCUUUAAAUAUAAAGGAGAGAAUAUCAUCUGUGGAAUCCCUUCAAUAAAUCCUCUUUGUUUAGUCAGCCUGCCUGAUUUCCACAGGGAAGCAGAAAGAAUGGGCUAGAAUUGGAAUAUAUGAUUCUUGAGGAAAAACAGACACCAUCAGUAUGGCAGAAAAUGGUGGAAGACACAUUUAAUCAAGUCAAGCACCAAAAUGUUAACACUCCUUCCUGGAGAGAGAAAGGCUAAAAUUUCUUUUACUCAAAGAAGCUGUCCAUCUGCAGGCACUCGGCAGACCAGCAUUGCUUCCUUCCUCACCUUGCAGCCAGGAAAGACAAAUGGUGCUGACCAGAGGAGUGUUUUGUCUCAUUCAGAAAAUCAGACCAACAAAGAGUCUAAGGAAGACGCAACCCAGUUGGAACAUCUGACCCAGGGCUUGCCGGAUGACUUCAUGGCACCCCCUUUAGUCACUUCAACCCCUGCAGACACCCAGGAAGCUGGGCUUUCUCCUCAGUCUCUCAAGGCUUCUCACCGCCAUGGAACAGAGACCCCGUGCUUGACUGUGCUGUCUCUGUUCCGGCCUGACACCUCAACCUGUGCUGGAGAGAGUAAGGCCUCACUGGCCUGCGCCUUCGCCCAGGACCUGGAAAGUUCUUGCUUGCUGGACCAAAAGGAGGGAGAGGAUUCUUCCUGUGAAAGGGAAUGGCUUCAUGGAUCUAAGAAAAAUAAUUAUCAGAGUGUGGAGAGACACAGUAAAACUGGGCACAAGGGCCAUCAGCUCUUGGAUAAGAGUAACUUGGAAAAUGUGUCUGCCAAAAGAAACAGGCAGGCCCCUGUUCUUCAAACAUACAAGGAUUCCCGGAGCGGAGCAAACACAAAGGCAGUGAAACAAAGCCCUUGUCCUAUUUCUGAGUUUUCCUGGGACAGUGAAAGGAAUGACAAGGACUCCUGGAGUCACCUUUUCACACAGGAUUCUCAGGGUCAGCGGGUCAUUGCCCACAACUCUAGAGCUCCUUUCCGAGAUGUAACCAAUGACCAAAAUCAGGGUUAUGGGCAGGUCCCUAAUAGCCCUUGGGCUCAGUGCCAGGGCAGGACCACCCAGUUCAAUCUGCAGCCUGAUUCACUCUUUACCCAGGACUCUGAAGGUAAUCAAGUUAUCAGGCACCAAGCCUAAAUGUCUUUGUGAGGGUUUCGGGGCUUGUUUUAAUAAAAGUACCUAGAAAUGGCAUGUAAGAAAGCAUCUUCAGGGGGUGAGUAUGUUUGAGUAGGGGAAUGUAAGAUCUUUGUUUCAGAAGUCUUUCAGGAGAAUGAUCUUUGGUAGGAGGGAGGCGUGGGAUGAGGCUGUAGUUAUUGAGCAUUUUCUUUGUGUCAAUAAAGCAGGUGGUACCACUUGUUGA